Blastomyces dermatitidis ER-3 is the source of this 4439-nucleotide messenger RNA. RefSeq lists its product as uncharacterized. Bases 77 to 856 code for a protein of 259 amino acids. Gene Ontology annotation, cellular component: nuclear body; RecQ family helicase-topoisomerase III complex. The transcript has 3 exons. Gene Ontology annotation, biological process: double-strand break repair via homologous recombination; resolution of meiotic recombination intermediates. The record is from RefSeq and is a predicted model, not a curated record. NCBI's taxonomy places the organism in Eukaryota, Fungi, Ascomycota, Eurotiomycetes, Onygenales, Ajellomycetaceae.
UGGGACUCGCAUAAGAAACGUUCGCAGAGUCCAAAAUUAUACGAAACACAUUUGCCUAGGGCUGAUUCAAAUCAUUAUGGCCACUGACCCUCGAGCCCACAUAUCGAACCACCUCCUCAUAACAAAAUCCCUCCCUAUCGCACAGCCCUGGCUCUCUCAAUUUCUCUCCUCGCAGCGUGCAGCGACCACCCCCCUCUCCGCUCUGACCCAGACAGCCCUAUUCCGCCUCCUAGCCUCGGACUUCACGACCUCUCUCGAAAUCACUAACCCCUCUCAAGCCCUCCCAACAAACAUUCCGGACCCCGCAGUCAAAGAAUGCCUCAUACCUGGACCAAUUCCACUCCAAGUACUUGAUAUAGAGGACAUAGGCAGCAGCCUCUGGAGCCAGGUUGAGUCAAUUGAAAAGAUAGAGCGCGGGGAAGAAACGCGUGGGCGAGAGAUUAUACGAACUGUCACCCGGGAUGAGUCGGGUGAUGUUGCGACUGCUGGUUACAACAACACCACUAAUAACACCCCAAAUACAUCAAGAGCAAAUAAUAGCAAUGCGCGGAAUAUAUCAUCCUCCACAACCGGCAAUGGUGGGCCACAUCGGCUAGUGCUCCAAGAUGCGAAGGGGACGAGAGUCGUUGCAAUCGAAUGCAAACCAGUGGAGGAAGUUGGGAUUGGGAAGAUGUCUAUCGGGGCAAAGAUGGUGUUGAAAAACGCGACCGUGGCGAGAGGGAUGUUGUUGCUGGAACCAGAUUGCGUUAAUGUGCUUGGAGGAAAGAUUGAAGGGUUGGAUAAAGCGUGGAGAGAUGGGAGAAAAGCUAGGCUAUUGGAAAGAUUGGCAGAGCAGGCUGCUGCCGAAACUACGUGAACUUAAAUGUUUAUGCUCCAAUAGUAUGUUAUGUAUGACUAUCCCGCCCAAUUACUCCGCCGAUAUGCAAUGAGAAAGUUCCUUCCAACCAUCCGGUAUCCAAGGCGCUAUCAUUAUUGCUCUUGCGGCAGCGUCCCGACGGCCAGUGAGGGUGUAGUACUUAGCCAGCUCUGCUGCAUCAAGCGUUCCCUUUGGCGGGAUGUUCUGCAAUGCCGUGUGUAGCGCCAUUUCCGCCGGAUAUGGCUCCGAUGACGCCGCUGCCAGUGUAGCCCACCCUUGUGGUUGAUAGGGGGCAAGCAUUAUAGACGUGUUAGCUUCCUGGCUCUGCCUUAACUCUUGCGAGACAUCAGGAUUUUUCACAUGUCCAAGCUUGGCAAUGCUUGCCAGAAGCUUUGUAACCUUCACGCGGUCAUGUAUGCCAACAUCGUCACUUGUUCGCAUCUCUUGCAAGUCUAACUCGACUGCCUCGAUUGAAUCCACGUCAGCAUCCAGCAGAGCUAUGACACCCAAGAGCGUUACGGCGCCAACAUGUGUAGGAUGCUUUUCGAUGCAGUCCAAAAGCUGAACUCGAGCGGCUUCUCGUUCCUCCUCUCCGCCUUUGGCCCAUAAGACUUGAGCCAAUAAGCAUACCGCAUCCGGUGAACUGUCAGCUUCUUGCAGAGCAUCACGGAACAUGUCGAUUGCCCUAUCCAUAUCCUUGAGGUAAUAAUAGGCUAGUCCCGCCGCAAGAUGUGACGAAAGUCGUAGCUUUUGGUUGACUAGAGGGUCAAACUCUUCUAUGCCGCCGUCAGAUGAUAGACUUAGAGCAGUUUCUGCGCUGUCAACGGCCGCGUCGUAUUCCAUCUGAGCCAGAUGCACUCGGGCGGCAUCUGAUUUUGCCUGGGCAAACCGAGCUAAUGACGAGGUCGACUCUGAACUUUCGUAUUCUGAUUCCAUACCAGAACACACAUUUUCCAGGCUAGAAUUGGAGUCUGCAAAACUGCCCAUCCUUUCAGCCAGGAGAGCUGAAAGAUGUUGCAAUGGAAGAUCGGAAGGCGAUUGGGUAUGGAGUUGGUGGAGGGCGAAAAGGGGUUGUAUGAGUUGUUGAAUAUCAACAUGCAUCAUAGAGUCGGAGAUAAGAUGGUCGAAGACGGAGACUGCAUACUGCCUUUUCGGGAGCGUUAACGCUGAAUUUCCUAGUUCAAAGGCGUGCGUAAAGAGCUCUCUGGCUUCCUUUACGUCUCCAAAAAGCAGAGCAAGGAGGCCCUGUCCAAGCCAAGCAUGAGCAAAAUCUGGAUCCGCUGACUGUGCCCUUGUAAAUGCCUCGUUUGCAAGCUCAUGGUCGUUGUGAAGAAUGUACAAUACACCUAAAUUCGUCCAUACCUGAGGACUUCUUUCGUUUAGAUGAAGGCUUCGGACAAACGAAUGUUGAGCGACUUUCGGACUUAGGGACGUUGUAACAACUCCAAGUGCAUUCCAGAACUCGGAAUUACCAGCUUCGAGUUCGAUUGCUCGUUUGAAACACCGCAUCGCUGCUUUGAGGAAGGGUUUGUUUCUUUUCGAUUUCGCCCCAUCCUCCAAGCAAGUAUAUGCGCGAUAUUCUGCCCAUCCAAGGUUAUACCAGGAUAUUGCUUGAGCGUGUUUGUCACUUGUAGAUAUGGACACAGCGCGUUUUUGAGCAAGAAUUGCAGCGUGCAUGCAUACGUUUGGUGAUAAAACUUCUUCAGAAUCCGACUUCGUGAGGAGUGAUACAAAGUCUGUCCUCACACCAUCCUCGUCUGCAAGUAAUUCAAAGCAUCCCAUAUCAGUUUGACUCUCAAUUAGCUUCCUGUAUUCAGUGAUAGGCAUAAAGGAUGCCUUCCCUCGAAUCCAAGAGAAGAUGGAAAAGGCAUCCGCAAUUGACUUCCAAAGGUUGAACACGUCAGGGUGGAACUGUGCAAUUGAUAUUCCAUUUUCAAUAGCCUUCCUUGCACAUUCAGCAGCUUCCCCGAACAAACCUGACGUGACGCACUUCCAUGCAUUUUCAGUGAGGGUUUGCAAGAGUGCGAUCGAGACUCCGAGCUCGUCUGGCUUUAAGUUCAAAACUGCUUCAUAUCUCGUAAUAGCAUCCUCGUAAUCUCCAAGUUCCCGUUUCACAUUUGCAAGCAUGUACUUUGCGAACCAAGUUUGUUCCCUUUCAGAUACCGGGAGGGUGGUCUCCAAUGUCUCCGCAUGCUCAAACGCCUUGGUAGCUGCGAUAAAACGGCCGGAAUUGUGAUAGCUUUCAGCCAGCCCGACCCAGGAUUGGUAAUGAUGCGGAGAUAUUCGCAAUGCCGAUUGGAACGCUACUAUGCUUUUCGUAUAUUGUUGUCUGUUUAUUUCCACCACACCCAGAGCGGCAUAUGGCCAACUAUAGCCUUGCCGUUUCGAGCCCGGAGUAGGUUUCGCCCUUCCCGAAUCCACCACUCUUUGUGAUAUCGCUUCAACGAGGUCCCACGCCCCUUGGUUUGCAAAAUCCCUAGCUAGACGUUCCGCAGAAUCUACCUCUGCAGGUGAAAUCUCGAAAGCCUUAUGGAAACACCGGCGCGCUCGCUUCCGGUCCUUCUUGUAGUCCUCAUAGUACACCCCCAAGCUACUAUAUGCGGGUGCGUAAUUCAUAUUCGACUGUAUGGAGCCGAGAAAACUGGCGUAGGCUUUGGUGCGGUCUUUCCGGGCUACGGGUGACGGAUCUAACUCCCAUUGGCAGUACCCGAUCCGGUACAAUAUCUCCGCUCUGAGGUCUUGAUUCCGCGUACGACCCGAUUCCAUCAUGUCUAAAGUUUCCUGUAGACCAUAUAGCCCUAGUUCAAGUGCUCCAUUAUGUGCUUUACACCAGAACAGUUCACUUCUUAUCUUAAGAUUAGUGGGGUCGCGCUCCAACGCCUGCUCAAGGAAGUCCACAGCGGUGGCAUAAUCCUGAUCUUCUUCUAGGAUCAGACCGAUCCCGAGAAGGCAGCUGGUAGAUUUCGGCCUGCGAUUUAACAUCUCUUCAAAUAUCUGCUUUGCCUCUGGGUGAUUUUUUGGUGAUUGGUAUGUAAUGAGAGCGGUAGCGAGAGUAAUAUUCACAGCGUCAGUGACAUUACGCAGUUUUAGUCCUGUAAAUCGCUGUACUUCCGUAAUCACUUCUAUACCUUUGCGAGCGACGUCAACGGCAGUCUGGAACUCAUCCAGAGACAAAUAAAGCUGCCCCAUAAUCCUGUGCGCAAGGAUUGAAUCUGGACUUUGCUCCAACCCCUCCGCCAUCAGUAGCAAGCUAUCCUCAGGGUUGAUUUGGUGACUGGCUUCGCUUGACUCUUUAUGCGCACCGUCUUCCUUCGGUUCGUCCGACUCGAGUUCUUUAGGGAACGGUGAUAUAUCGCUUCGGAGAAACCCCUUAAGUACUUUGCUUAAUCCGUCUUCGGAAAAUAGCUCUAUGAAAUCAUUUAGCAAGUUUAAAUCCAUCCCCGAGAGAUCAUCUGCAUCUUGCCAUUCCAAAACAAUUUUCCAGGAAAGUAAAAACGGGUGCUUGAUUAUGACCAUUUCCCGAGCAAGACGCAGGACCUCCUCACGCUUUGGAUUUUUUUUGUUCCGGCGAACCUCAUCAUCA